GCUCGGGGGUGCGUUCAGUCAGCUUCGAGCCGCGAGUGGGGUAAGUUGCGCCGUGCGCCGGCUCGCUGGCCCUUCGCAGAGCGAGGCACCCAACGCCGCCCCGCGCGCAUCUCUCAUUCUCGUCCGCCGAUAACGAGAAGAACAACCCCCGACGCGAUCGGCGCAUCGUCGCGCGCCGAUUCAACCGGCGCGGCGCGGCGCGCUCGUGUUAAAAAGCAAGUUGUGAGGUUCGUGAGGAUCAAGAAUCGACGCGCGGGUGAAUGCAUCGUGAUCGAGCGUUUCGCGAGCUUUUCUACGGCUUGGCUUGAGCGUCUUAGUUUCUACUCUUUCGCCCCCGAACUUGAUGACGACGAGGGGAGAGCAACAUCGGUGGUAGAGUCGCGGCGGGUCGCGUGUGAACGCGAACGGGGAACUUCAUCAUGCUGAGGGGUAAGAGGAUGUCGCCGUGAUGCUACAUCGAAGCGCUUCGUCGCGGCGCCGACGAGCGUCGCCAAACGUGGCAAACUCGAGCCAGCCAGCAUCUUCGACGAUGCGAGGUCGACGAGCGAGCGUAGCCACUGACAAACCCCUCAUCUUGCCAUCAACAAGCCCCAGCGGAACGAUGGAAAGGCAGCGGUCGCCGAGGGGUAGCGUGGUGCCGAACAUCGCUCUGGAUACCGAGAGCGACUCCCCCGACGAGGGAGGAAUCUGUCGCAGGAUCCUGCCGGAUCCGGAACAGUACGGUACCGGUCGCAACUCCCUGGCGCCCGAGGCGAGCCGCAGUCCGCGAAACUCUCUGAUACCCGACGAUUACUGUAGAAGCCCGCGGGGUUCCUUAAUACCGGACCCGAACAGGAGUUCACGCAAUAGUCUAGUACCCGAUAUGGUGCGAUCACCGCGGAGCAGCCUGACGCCGGACGUUUCUCUUAGUCCGCGUCAUUCUCUCGUGCCGGACUCGGUACUCAGCCCGAGGAAUUCCUUGGUGCCGGACGUGGCCUAUAAUCGGAGUCCACGGAACAGCAUGGUGGCGGUCGGUGGCUCUAGAGUAUCCCUCUUACCAGAGAACGGCAACGCGAUCGCGGCCGCCAAUCGCAGCCCCAGACACUCGUUGGUGCCAGACGCGACGAGAAGUCCGCGUGGCAGUAUGGCAAACCUGGACUUCGACCGAAGUCCGCGCGGCUCGAUCUGCCCGGAAACAUUGCACAGGACACCCAGGGGCAGUAUCACGCCUAUGGAGGUCGCGGACAGGACUCCACGCGGUUCAAUAGCCUCGGAAUGUCUGAACCAGAGUCCUCGCGGUUCCAUCGCGCCUGAUCCCACCAGAUCACCCAGAGGAUCGAUAGCACCGGACCCGAAUCGAUCCCCGCGCGGAUCAAUCUGCCCGGAGAGCAGCAACAGAAGCCCGAGAGGAUCAAUCGUACCGCACGAUCAAUCGAACCGAUCACCACGCGGUAGCAUAGGCAUGAACGACGCCGACAGACACUCGAGAGGUUCUCUUGGAGCUAUCGACGACGAAAACAGGAGUCCCAGAGGAAGCAUCGGACCUGAGGGAAUCAAUAGAAGUCCUAGAGGUAGUCUCGGAGGGCAUCAAGACAGACGAGCGCCGAGGGGCAAUCUGGGUUUGCAAGAUCCUAGAAGAGCUUCCGCGGAUCAGGGGAGCACGAGAAACCGAAGUUCCUCGCCUUAUCGUCAAAGAGAAGUGAGCUCGGGAAGUGUCAGAUCGGGCGGAAGUGGUGGCGCACAGGUCAAUCUAGGAUAUGGAACGAAUGCCUGGGCCGAUUCUAGACGGGCUAGCAGUUCCGUUUCGCAGCUUUCAGGCGACGAGUCGCGUCGGCUUUGCGCCAGCGGCGCGAAAGCACCUGAAAAGGGCGAUGCGGAAGCUGCGAAUCUCGGUGUGGCGACCUAUGGUUCGGUCGUGUUUCAGCUGAAAGACGCCCAUCUUGAGGCAAACGGCAUCUGCGACUUCGUCUUUCGUGCUUUGAGAGUUAUUAGCAAGACGAUGACAUUCACCAUCUGUCUGACCUGCUUGUCCACUGUGCCUAUAUUGAUGUUCAUCUUCGGUGUGCAGUUCAUUAAGGAUUGCCCCAAAGAGCCGUACAUUCCCGUGUACAUGCUGAUCGGGGGGGUUUUGGGCGCCGUGCGUAUGUUUUGGGCGCUGUAUUCACAAAUACGCAACCGAAGGCCGGAAGUCUUAUCCGUUCCCGCCGUCAGGCCACACGUCUCACCUAUGAAAUUACUCUCCAUAGCUUUAUCGUGCUUCCUGGUCGCGUGGUUCGUGUUGGGACAAUACUGGAUACUGCAUAUAAUGUGGCCAGAAUACGAACUUUCAUUGUAUGCGCCCAAUAUGUGGUGUCACAAGACGCUCUAUAUUUUUUCUUUGGUACAUCUAUGCGUAAUAUACGCGGUUUUAUUUGUAAUAUUAAUAAUGGCGAUCGGCCUGGCUUUCUGCAGAAUUUUGGAAUGCCCUUUACCGGAAAGAUACAAAUAACCACGGCGAUCCGUUCGUCAGAAUAAAAUCCGUGAGAAGAAAAAAAAGAAGUUGACGGCCGGAGCUGGCGGCUGGAGUUUAGAGAGACGCAAGGUUCUAGAAGAUCUGGAGGAGGAGGAUGAUGACGACGACGACGGUACGCGGAGCGAUGUUGAUCUGGACGAGGACAAUUGCGGCAACAAGAUCGUACAGGAGGUGAAGUAUUGUAGUAAAGUGCAGUUUCGUGCGCCGGAUAUCAUCGAGCUGUGAUGAAUAAACGAUGCCCCGGUGAAAGGAUUCCGGAAACGGCAGAAGCGACUCGUGAUCUCAAAAACUUCCCCUAACGCUAACAAGCAUGCUGGCCGCGAGGGCAGGAUUUGCAAGAUGAAAGAGGACGGUGAAGGGAAACGGAUAACGAGGUAACGCGAAAGGAAAGCGCCGUCGAAGGUCGACGGAGGAUGUAUGUCACUUUCGAUAAUCGAGGUCUCGAGUCUCGACACGUGCGAGACCCCCGUGAUAGAGUCUAUGCAUUUUCCGCUGAGGGGAAAUCAGCGUGACGGAAAUGUAUCAGCGAGGGAUCCCGAGGAUCGCGAAGAAAUUAUCUCUUGGCGAAUGCAGGCGGAUACAAUGGAAUGAAAGCGCGUGUGUAACCCUCAUCAUUCGACUUACCCCAAUUAAUUCGUAAAAUAUCGAAAGAGAAGUAAAUUCCGCGGUAACAUUGAAGCAAUGUUAAAAAAAAAACAACACAUGACUUUCAGUAACACGAUCCUUUUGAGAUGUUAAUUGAGAUGUUAAAGUAUCGCUGUCAAACUCUUAUUAUUUGUAAUUUCACGGAAAUGCGCAUGGCAGGGGAUUUACAUAAUUUCCUGGAUUUAGCCGGAUGUGCAAUAAAGGAAAUCCGAAAGGAAACAGACUGAAACUUUCAUCGGCGAAAGAAGAUUACCCCGAAGAAUGCUUGUAAGAAUGAUACUAGGAUUGGAGCACAUCUUCGCAGAAUAUUUUCCGAAGGAUUUCGUCCCUGUGGUAUCGAUCUAAGUCGAUCUGCCCUAGCUGCGGUUUGGCGAAGAAAUCGAUACGGAGCCUCCCAGUCGUAUCAAAACAAGGAUCUCCGAUUCUCAUCGCCCUGCUCGUUUCUCUCUUUUUACGCGCCAAUUAAAUGCAGAAAUUGAAUUUCGAAGCACGUAACAUAACUUAAUUGAAUUAGAAAUUGAUCAAGAGCAAUACAUUUUCUUUCCUCCCGGAAAUAUUUGCCGAGGAACUCAACAUUGUUUUAAUAUCGAUUCGGCGUGAAUAAUUGUCAGAUCUACAAUCAUCGAUCUUCCAAUUUUAAUUUAGCCGACGUAAGUCUAUUGAUUUUCUCCCUGAUUUUUAUCGUGUAACUUCCAGUAAGAAUGCAAAUAAGCCAAAAGAGAAAUGUAUUUCUUCUUAGCCUGUCAUAAGUAACUGUAAAAACUUUGAUCAAAAUGAAUAUUUUGAAAUAAAUUUGUCCUGCAAGACUUCUCUUGGCAAUUGGAGAUCUCGAGCUCGAGUUUAGUUAAUUCUCACGUAGAUACGCCCCCGCGGAAAACACAACGCAUAGCAAACUCGACGAAGCACGUUUGAAGGCUGCACAAAGUUGGAGAAUUCGCGGAAGUCCUACGACUACAGUUUUACGAUGGCGUAAUGCCUCGUGUAAAGUUGUGGCUCACUCAAACGUGAAGAACUUCGGAUUUCACGGAGUUCCGUGUUAUUACACUUCGAAUGCCUGAAGAAGCGAAGAAAUAGUGAAAAAGCCAACACACGAAGGAGAACGAAACCAGGUAUCAACUUAUCGAGCGGUAACGACCACCCUACGACGACGACGAUGACGACGUGUUUCUGCCGACACAACGCGCAAAUCCGCUUCAUUGAAUCAAGUCUGGCGAAAAUAGUUCUACUGAGGCAACUGAGUUCCUCUCCUCGCUUAGUGACGGAAGUGUUAUCGAGAUUAUUUGUCCCGGUCAUUCGAUGUUCUCCGUCGUGAAGAUAACUCGUGCGGAAUUUAAUGUUCGCCCGCUGGAAUACACAGCUGUAAUUCGUAAAUGUGUUAAAAUUUUCGAUCAUUUUUCUUCCGAUAAUAUCGAGCGCCGGCCGAAGGUAAGUAGACGUUUAAGUGGAUGAUUAAGGAUAUUUUAACACGAGGUAGAACAUGUAAAAGGAGGCGGAUCUCGUAUUAUCUUUUUUACUUCGUUUUUUUGUGUCCCUCUUUAAGUCAAAUAAUAAAAACCUCAAUUUUUCAAAUUAAUCUCUUUCUUUGAGGAAAGAAUAUAUAAUAGAUAGCUCAAAUGAACAGAGGCAUUCAGUCUUUGCAUUUUAUACGAAAUUUAUUAAAAUUUAUAACGUAACUUUUCGCUUCUUUAUUCAUUACUGCGUUCAAAUCGCUUCUUGCUUUCGUUUAAAAUACUCUGUUAUGAUAUGUCAGACCAGAAAAGAGGCGUCGACUCUCAAAAGGAACCAAGCGCACCUUGGCGUAUAACUAGCGAGCUGCUAGUAGCUGCGUACUAUCGACUAAUACACCAAUCUUAACGCGAUCGAUUAAUGUACUCGUCGCGAGUAAAAUUUUUCGACCAUAAAAAGGAUUUUGUUGUUACAAACAGAUUUUCGUACACAUACAUGGAUUAUUGCACAGAUACACGGAUAUGCUCACACACGCGUACUACUUUUUUACAAAUAUUUGUACUGAGCAUGACGCCCAUAGAUCGUUGUCGCUCUCGUUUCGCUCUUCGAAUUUCACGGGAUAAUAAUGUAAAUAGUAUGAUUCUCGCGUUAUCAUUCGAGAAAUAACGCAAUUAACGGGAUAGAAGUUAACGAACCAAUUAAUGAUACACCCAACGUUCUUGCUGGAACAUUACCUCGGUUCAAUGCUCAAAUACGCUUCUUUCCAGAAACCCGACAAUUAACUGUUUUCUCUCUUAAUUUUUUUGUGAGAAAAUUGUUUUCCAAUCAUUCCUUGCAAAAGAAAGGAAGUGACGAAAGCAUAAGGACAAGAAGCAGCAAAAGAGAUUGUAUCGAUCAUGCUGAUUUCAUAGAAAUGGUAGACGAACAGAAUAACAGAGUAAAUCGAGUCAAAGUUGAAAGCCUCUGCUUCAAAUAAGAUGUAAAAAUUGAUGGGUUACGAUCAGAAUGCAGAUUAAAUUGAGCGAAAGUAGGUCAGUGAGCGGGAUUCUAAGUAAAAAUGCGAUUCAUCCUGCGAUCCUUUUCCUUCGCAGGUGCUCUUUAAAAUACAUUUCGACGUUAUAAAAAUUAUUAAUUACUCAACAAAACGAUACGCGUGUAAAAAUAUCGAAUGUAUAAAUGCUCAUAAAUAUAUCGUUAUCUCAAUGAAGAAAUUUAAUCCUAGAGUGCUACCGUGGGUAAAUUUCCACUCAGGAGCUAAUUCAGUAUUUGCUAUUAAAUAGCAGCGCUAUCCAGGAGCUUGUGGUUCCACCUAUUUUCCUCUUUAGUCUAUAUUUAUGGACAGUAUCAGAUCUACACUACGUUCUUUAUGACCUAUGAUUUUAAGCUUGCCUGAGUAAAUAUUCACCUAUAAUAGUGUUAAUGUAACUUGUUUAUAAUUUUUUGCAAUAUAUAUUAUAUUUUGCAAGUAAGUUUUUUUUACAAAUUAAUCAAUUAUAUGAAUAAAGAAAUACUUAAAAGAAAGCUAUUUCAGCAAUUUUAAAUAAAUCUUGCGAUAAUUUUUCUGACUAUGACAGUGGUAUCUGUCAGAAUAUUAUUUUCAGUAGUAUAAAUCAAUAUAUAAUUAUCAUUUGUCAUUCAAAUAAUAAUUAUAUUGAUUUAUUCCACUUAAAAAGACAGACAAAAUCAUUUAUUAGUCAAAUGACAUCUACCUAUUAAUAAACAGACAGAUGUCACUUACUUCUUUUAUUUUUAUUUUCAACUUUUAUAUAUUUUUUAUAUAUCCUAUCUUAUCACCAAUUGGAUUUUCGGAAAAAAGUAAUUUUUUUAUUCCUAGAUACCAAUUCAGUUUUAUCACCUUGCAGCUUAUAAAGUAAACAUAAAAAGACGUAGAAAAAAUUUUAAUUGUGUGAGUAAAUUUAUAUCUAUAAUAUUAACAUUAAAAAAAUAUGAGUAGCGCUCUAGGAUUAAAACACAGAGUGUUUCAAUUCUGUUCUAAGAAAUUUUCCGAAUUGCAAAAUUUAUCACACUAUAUUCGACGAAUAAACACGCUGUUUUAACUUACGAUAAAAAUGUAUAAUGCUAAACUUAGGAGACUUUAUAAUUAGGCCGACAGUACAUUUCAUUCUGUCGACACACCGUGUAAUGCGUGUUAUGAACGCGUCUCGAACAUCCUGCGUAAAGGACUUCGAUCCAGGCGUCGUCUUUUUGCGAUUACGACGCGACCGAUCGCGCCUCAGUGCAAAACAAGAAAAAAAUAGAUCGAGAGAGAAGAAGGAGAGAAAAGGAACAAUGCGUCAAUUAAAUCAGCAAGCUUCGCUCCAAGCGUUGAGUGCAAGGGUAUGUCUCGCGAGGGCAGAUUUUGCAUUAUUAAAUAGAUACCGAAAGCAGUGAUUGUAGACAUAUAAAGAUGAGACGUUAAAUUCUAACGUCAACGAAAAUUUCAUCGGGAACGCGUAAAUGUGCUCAAAUCUAAUAUCAUGACAGAAAACACAUAUAUUUUUGCACGUAUAUAUGGAUAUUUGUACGCUCGUUUAGCUGAAUAUUCUCAGUUCUAACGCGAUCUAUUUGGGCGGAUAAUUUGUAUAAUUUUUUUUACAUAGAAUUAGAACAAGCCUGAUGGACGUUAACUAUAACAAUUCCAUACAUUAAUAUUUCUUCUUUAUGUAUCUAUAGUCACUGUGUCGGGUCAGACGAGUAAAUGCUUUAUAAACGGACGAAAAAGCAACAGCAUUUACUCGUAUGACGCACAUUAUGCGUGUAAAUAUAGAUAUACUCGUACGAAAAUAAGAGAUAAUUUCUCCGAUAACAAAAAUUUGACCAAACGUAGCGAUAGGCGAUCUACGAGAAUGAAAAGCGUUUCAACGGGCCAUUAAUUCUUGCUUCAGGUACAUCGUUCUUGUGUUUGCAACCUGCGACUGGUUCGAAAACGGGUCCAUACUUUAUUUAUUACUAAAUAAAUACGAAUAAAUAAAUACGGUGAUUGUGUCGUACAAUUAAGGCUGUGUGGCUCAGCUCGUCAGCGUGCACGCAAACGUAAAAUGAAUUUCCGCUGGGGACGCGCCUUCUACCAUAUUUUCGUACUUGUCAUUUACCAUAUAUUAUUUCAACGAGUAAAACUCUCAAUCGAACGGACGCUAGAAAACGAGAAUACGCUUUACUAUUAUUUGUUUGUCACGUACAGAAUUACCAAAUAAAAUAAUUCAAAAUAAAAAAAAAACCAAUAAUACGGAAAUCGAAAAUGUAAAAUAAUUACCCGAUUAUAUCGUCAUUUUUGAUCAAAAGUUUUUGAACGAAAACUAAUUAAGAUUGUGUCGAUUAAACAUUGAGAGCAUGGUUCGCUUGCUUUGAAAUAUCGUAUGCGCUUGAACACAAAAUGUUGCUGCUGGCUUUCUCUAUGAGAUGUAGCAUUUCAUUUUGAUAAAAUUAAACAAUAAAAUAAUGUAUACCUUAUCACGUCAGACAAGGCAGAAGUUUUAACGGAAUUGUGACAGGUAAUAGUUAAAUUGAGGUUUUAUCUAUAUUGUAAAAACGCGAUGCUAUCACAGUUGGUUUCAUAAAAACAACGACCAUACGUCACAGUCAUACAUGACAGCUACGGAUAUAAAUCAUAUGAUGGCCAGAGACACGUGCCCAUACAUAUGAAACUCACGUGUGACUGAGGAAAUUCUGGACAAGAGUGUGAAUAUUUGAAUGUAAAAGUGACCCAAUUCCAAAUAUCAUAUUGAGUUAAACUCACUAAGUUUUCCUACGACAUGACAGUUUAUCACAAAGAACACAUAUAAGAAUUUCGAUUAUCCGAAAUAAUGUUAAUGAUAAUACCGUUAUUUUUUUUCUUUCUUUUUCUUUUUCUCAUUAACAAGAUAUCUAUUAUUAGGUAUUAUUGCGCAAAAUGUAUUCUCGCUGUGCGUUUAAUGGCAAACGUACCCGCUGUUCGCGAUGUUACAAUACGCCGGGAUACAUCACGGCAUUAUAUUUGACGUAAACAAAAGCUUUGGAUGGGAAAACCACAUUGAAUGCAAAAUGUGCGACGGGGAUCCAGAGAGAUUCGUCUUAGCUCGUUGAAAUACGAGCUCACUAGCUUGCGUAGGUGACCGACAGUAAAUUGUGCAUCGAUUUUCAUUCGCGAAAAUUCGACAAUAGUUCCCGGCUUUGCGGUAUCUAUCCCGAAGCAGAUAGAAACGUAGUAGGAAAAGCGAAAAAGAGAGAGAGAAAGGAAAGACGUGAAUCGCGGUGCUGAGCGCUACACUAAAUCUCUGUAUUUUAUAUCAUUUUGAAAUCCCGAGAGAACCAAUUUGAAAUAAGGCUAAAUUGAUGAAUAAAGUAAAGAUCCAUAUCAAGCUUUCAUUUAAGUAAUAGACAACUAAUUAUUUCUUUUUGCGCAAGAUAUAUUUUAAAAAAUGUGAACCAUGCGUUUAACGUAACCAGCAAUUUAAAGUCUUUUUUGCAUUUAAAAAUAAUAAAAGGUGCACUAAAUAAUGUAUGAUAUGUUAUGACGGUAAUAAUGCCAAAAUUAAAUAAAACACAUUUUUCUUGAUAAAUCACAUUAUUAUUCGCGCGUGAAUGUAGUGCAAUCAUGUAAGGAUUCUUACUUAACAAAUGUACAAAUGUCAACGAAUGUGGAAAUCUGUAAAUUAGAGAAAACUACAACGAGAGAGGGAGAGAGAGGAAGAGAAAGAGAGAGAGAGAGAGAGAAAGUAUGCAUUUGUAUGUAUAUGUAUCGUGAGAAUAUAUUAUUGACCCGUCCACGAUCUAUUCUUGAUUGCUUAAUCGUGAAUAAUUACGAGUUAGGAUUGUCUAUAAGGAUAAUCGAUCAGUACAGUGCGUCCUGUAUAUAAUGUGUCGUAUGUGAGCUACUAUGUUGUUGAUUAACUAUUUGGGUUAUCAACGGCGUUCAUGUUCGGUAUCGUUAAUGCACAUGCGUGCGUUCGUGUGUGCGUAAGUGCGUGAAUGCGCGUGAUAACGUCGAUAAUGAUAACGCUAGAAUGGAAGGCAUUCUGAUUUUUGCAGCAAUCUCAUGAUCAUGCAUUGUCACGGAUCGGAGAUAUAUUCUGCUAUUAAAAAAAAAAAAAAUAACAAUUAUUUUGUGCAUUUAUGCAAGAUUUCGUUAAAAAUUCGUGUGGAACGGUUUAUAUCGUUCCUAAAAGCACAUUAGAAAAAGAUACCAUUCUAGAGUUAACAACUCGCCGAAAAUAAUGACAAAGAAUCGCGAAUGUUCGUUUCCGACUAGAAUAAUUAGUGUAUGAAUCGAUUAAUCGCUUAGUGAGAGACAGUGACAGAGAGACCUGAUUUUUCAUUCAUUCCACUGGUACUACGUUCGUACGGCGUUAUGUGUUUUUUGUCUUUGUGUAGGAACAAACAACUAUUACGAUGCCUAAGCUAACAGUUAUAAAAUGUACGAGACACGCGUAGGAUAUAUCUAAUGUAUAUAACGAUAUAUCAGUCGAUAUAGAUGAUAUUUUGUCUUGAUAAUUGCGCGAAUGCGGCGUAACUUUAUACUCGAGGAUAAGUCGGCAGACGGGACGUUGUGAUAAAUAGUGUAUCAUAUAUCGAAUAAUUUGGAAGACCAUCGAGAUAAGGCCCGAAUGAAAUCUCGAUAUGAAAUCACAGUCCUCUCCCCGGCUUCGGUCCCCACCUAGGUAUAAGGUAAUAUAUAUCAUCGAGAUUAGAACAAUUAUGUUACCAGACGUACUGUUGAGAUGUCGUUGAAUUUCCUAGGAUAGAGAAGUAGAGUUUAUUUAUUUUUAUACUGGACGCCCUCUCUCCGCCAGGUACAGCAGGGUCCGUUGUACCUGAUUGGGCACGUGGGAUACCCGUUAUCAAUAUGCGCGACAUUUUUCGGUUAAUUCGGAAAUGUAUGCGCGCGCGGUUCAUCAGUUCUCUCUCGUGUUGAUUUUCCACAGAUAAUUGCAGAUCCGUUUCGACGCUGAUUAUCGCUGAAAAACGUAUGUGCGCGCGCGCGUCGAUUGUUUAAUCCUCGUGGCGCGAAACGAAUAAGUGAUAAACGUGCGGAAACGAUUAGUAUUAGCGUUAACAAUGCGAAUGAUCGAAACGCGAUACGCGAUUAAUGAUACUUUAUCCACUACAAAAUGUAUAAUCCGCCGAAAAUGUAUAACGGCCGAGUACAUCGCUACCGCUGGUACAUCGGCCGGUACAUUCGAUUCAAAGACAUUUUGUCCCCUCGAAUCGCUCGGGGCGUCGACUUAUUAAGGGUGGAUUUUUGCCGGACACUGCGUUAUGUGUUUUAGCGAUACGUACGUGUUUUUAGCUAUUAGGAUUAUUUGCACGCGCCAAGUCGCGAAUUGUGGUCCAGGCUUUAACGUAGAAUUUACAUGCAGCGUCACGCAGACCGUUUCUCGUCCGUCGCGACGAGACGUCUCGUGCAUACAUCGAUCGUACUUUUCUACAUCAUUUUCGCCCUUAACGAAAUAACUUAUGGUUGGUCGCUUCGGUCCAAUUUCGUAGUUACAUCUAGAGUCCUCUUUCAGCCUCUUGCGAGCCUCGCGUGCGCGACAGUGGCGUAAGUCAGGAGCAUAAAUCGUGCAAUGGAGAAUUCGAGAACUUAGGAAAUUUCUAAGUGUUACACGGUGUCGAAUUAUAUAUUAAAAGGGGAUUAAUAAAAUUUAGCGAUAGUAGUUUGUUAAAAUUUACGUUUAGAGGAAGAGUAUUAUUCAUCAAUAAUUCCAAGAGAAUUGUUAAAUAUAUACGUGGUUGUCGAACGCUUGUUAAAUUUAUUCGACAAAUUUAUAAAUGUGUUAAUACGUUGCAAAUUUUAAUUCCUCGUAGAGAUUAAUUAGUCGCGAAAGGAUUUUAAGGAACGAUGCAUCGGUGUAAUAAAGCGUGCAUAUAAUUGCUCGAUGAAUGUGUACGAAUAUCAUGACGAAAAAUUGCCGUUAAAACUCCGUUUCUCGCACGAGUUUUAACUGCAAUUGACACGUAUGCACAUACGUAUAUUCGUGUUAAUCCCGUUACGCCACUGUGCAAAAUCGGUGCUUGUUUCAGCGGAAAUCGAUGCACUCGUUCAUGCUCAUCACGCGUACCAUACACACCGCGAAUAAACUUUCCUCAAAAAGAAAUCGCAUCGAUCGAACGCCACGAGAAGCGACGUCGGAACUUAUAAUUUCCCGUCGCAUUAAAAAGAAGAUGACAUGUAUUCGUUAUUUCCGCCAUGAUUUAUUAUCAUGUUCGUAUGAAAAGAGUUUGAAAACAACGAAGGAGGAAAUUCGAGUCUUUCGCUUCAACAAGUUAUCAUCAACGAGAAUACAAUAAAUUCUUGAUAAAAUUUUUUUAUGAAAAAUUUUCAGAGACAAAAAUUUUGACGAUUAUUUUGAGAACUAUUAUUAUUCUGUGAAUACUGCUGGUAAAAAAUUUUUUAAACUUUCUUGUAAACUUCAAAAUUUUGCAAAAAUUUUCUGUGAAAAAUCUAAGAAAAGGAAAAAAUAGGCUUUCUUAAUAUUUCUGAAGUGUUUCAAUUCAUAAAAAUUUUGAGAGAAAUUUUAAUUAAGAAUUCAAACGGAAAAACAGAAAAUAAUUAUCGCGCAUAUAAACUGUGUUACUGAUAAAACGCGCUAAUUAAAACAGGUAUUAAGUCAUUAAUAAAUAAUCAAUUUACCUAUACACGGUUUACGUCGUGUUGCACAAGUAUUAUCCCGGUGACAAUUGUCAUAAUUGCGACACCGUAAUCAAAUUUACUUGGAUAACGGAAUUAUUGACGCGAGUUAUUGGUAAAAUAAGCUUCGAUGAUUUAUAGCGGAGUGUGCCGGAAUCGCUCUGUACCGUAACAAUCAUUAUCCCGUAACAGUAGCGGAUACGUAUCGAUCGUCAUAAACCGCCGUUACUAUUGAUUUUGUUGUCGGGCGUUUCAUUAUUCCGUCGUGAUGCAGUCGCUUGAAACGGGAAACACUAACUGUCCGAUGAAAAUAGAGAAUCGGAUAACGUUGCACGGCAAGCCGUUUAGCGCUCGUCGAUCCAACCGCACACGUCGAUGCGAUUUCGAUGCAAUUUUCUUAAACGCAAAAAGCUCUUCGUUUGCGAUUUUCAGUCUUUUCCACACAGCCGCGGAUUGCUGUUGCCGUAUGUAAAAUAAAUUCGCUGAUCCGCGACUCGAUCGCACUCACAUGUUAACCGCUAUACGAAGACUUCAAGGGUCCAAUCACGGCUUUGAAUCACACAAUCAGCAUAAGUCACGCUAUAAUACAUAUACGACAUCUCUCGUCCUCUUGUAAUCAAGUAAGUCUUAUACGCAGUUUUAAUGAAUUCUAAUGCCUAAUCAUAUCCCUUAUGAUAAUCCGCGUUUGUACAUACAUAUACAUAAACGAUGAUAAACUUAGCGGCAAAUUCAAUUUAAUGCGUUUUAUUUGUCAGUUCAUAAAAAAAAAUAGAUAUUACUUUUUCAAUUAAAGAAAAAGUUAAUUUAAAAGAUAAAUUUUACUUUAUUUUUUUGUGUUCUUAUAUUGUUAAAUCAUGUUCUUGCGGAAUAUUUUACAAUUUCGCUCUUAAAUUUAUUGAAUAAAUAAUAAUUAAAGAACUAAUUAUAAAAUUAGAAUAAAUAAAUAAAUAAAAUUAGAAUCUCUAAACAGUCGCUAAGUCUUAUUUGCUCGUACAUUAAAGUAUUGUAUAACCGUGCUAAUUUAACUUUGCGACCUACCAAGUGUAAGAGACGCGAAUACAAACGUCAUUUGGUCGUUGCAAAUUUAGGUCAGCACAGUAAUAUGCAAUCUGAAUCUCAUCCAGUCGCAACAUAUCGCUUUAAAAGUAGUCACGCUAACGAUAAAACGCGGUACGCAUUGCGAAUCAUUAUAAAUGCUCGCAUUCUUAUAUACCGCACAUUUAGCGCCAACUGCGGCUGUCCAUUUGCGAGCUUCUCCAUCAAAUUAAAAACAAAAGAAAAGAAACAGAAACGCAACAAAACACAUAGUACUAAAUGAUCGAUGAAGAUACAGACCAAAGUAUCUUUAUAGAACGGAAUUACAGGUAGCACUCGCAAUUUGCGCGAUUGUAUAAUGAGGAAAAACUAAAUGGGGAGCAAAUGAGAUUCCGCCAGAAAUUUCUCCUCCUCUUUAGCGCGCUGCUGUUUCGCGCGUUUCGCGAACGGGGCAUUUACUGGAACGCGCAGAUCGUCAACUGCCUGUAAUGAGCCUCAAGCUCAUCGUCGUAGCAGGUGCGAAAGAACGUUCCCUCCCAAAGCACGUUCUGGUUUUUUGUGCGAAACCUCCGUGGCGCCUCUAACGAGGCGUAUAUUCGUUAUUAUGUUUGCGAUUUCCGAGAAUCAGCAAUCUUUCUCGUCGGGAAUUCCCCCGGUGUCUGCAACGAAUAGACGCGAUCUCGUUCGCGCGAUGUAACUUUCCGCGUGAUAUAUUGCAGGCGCGCGUACGUGAAGAUCCCAUUGUACGCAUUCUGCACAUUGAAACGUUUCUACUUUGGUAAAGCAAAGAUGGUACAGGAAGAUGUAAGCGCACCCACCAUGUAAUUUCGUCGUCCUAAUUAUUUGGUAUCUCGGUUAUGCAAUCCGGAUAUUCUCGUGAUUCCGCUAAAACUCAUUCUCCAAGAUAACAUCUACAAUCCGUAAUUUUAUCGACGCGCAACAUCUUUCUGCGUUUCACGAAUAUUAGACAUCUUGAAUUGAUAAUUGAUUACUCUUUCUUUAUCUGUGUAACAAAAAAAGAUUCAGUAGCGUUAAAGAAAUAUUGUUAUUAUACAAUGUAUUUCCGUUAUCGUCGCUUUAAGUGUGAUAAUUAUUGUCAAUUACGAAUAUAAAUUUGUUAAAACAUCGAGAGCCGGAGACAAAUGCGCGCGAGUAAAAUUAACAAUGCUGUUUCGUCUGUUUAAGCAUAAUUAGAUGCCUGUAUAAGCAACCGGAACGUGUUUUGAAGAUACACCUGCGUGCAACCGACGAAGGAUGCAACUAAACAAUCGAGCAGUGCCAGUGCAUGUACCACACAUUUGUACAAUAUACAUACGAUAUAGAACGAGACGUAACAUAAUGUAACGUAUAGGACACGCAUACACUUACUAUUCCCCGUAGAAAUAUCGAGGUUGUAAAACAAACGAUAACCGUACGAGUACAUUUAUAUAGAAUGUAUACUGUAAACGAAGUGACUGUGUAAAAGCGGUAUGAUGGACUCGUAACUUGUGACCUAUUUAUAACGUGACCGCCGAGUGCUGAAAAUAUAAAAUGUCUACAUGGUAUACAGUGA
This is a messenger RNA of Monomorium pharaonis (pharaoh ant), 14775 nucleotides long. RefSeq lists its product as uncharacterized. The transcript has 8 exons. The coding region runs from base 449 to 2467 and encodes 672 amino acids. NCBI's taxonomy places the organism in Eukaryota, Metazoa, Arthropoda, Insecta, Hymenoptera, Formicidae. The record is from RefSeq and is a predicted model, not a curated record.